Messenger RNA from Aspergillus pseudotamarii, 858 nucleotides. RefSeq lists its product as uncharacterized. The record is from RefSeq and is a predicted model, not a curated record. The coding region runs from base 1 to 858 and encodes 285 amino acids. NCBI's taxonomy places the organism in Eukaryota, Fungi, Ascomycota, Eurotiomycetes, Eurotiales, Aspergillaceae. The transcript is spliced from 3 exons.
AUGACUCCAUCACCCAAGAUUAUGAGCAAGCACGACAGUUCGCGACGGACCGGUCUGCCACCCCCCCAUGCGCACUUACAUCAAUUGGCACAGAGCCGGAGCUCGAAUCCUGUGUUAAAUCCUGCCACCGCGAUCCGGACCAAGGAUGGACACCGGCGCAAGUUUCUCGACUUCUGCGAUCAGAUAGACACAAAGCCAGUUCUCCUGGAUGAUAUGGCAAUGCGUGCUGGUCUCCAUAGAAGGCAGAUCAUAGAAACAUCUAUAUUCACGAGGACCGGAACUGAGACGGGGCCGAUAACUGUCGUCGUAACGCAGACCUCAACCGGGCCUGACCCGCAGCCUACGACGAUAACGACUACAAGUGAUGCUACCGAGACGUAUCGCACCAGCAAAUAUACGGAGGCACCAACAAUAACGACCAGCGAAACACAACCGGCCACACCAGGAACAACAGCGACAGCGUCAGAAAUGUCCGGAGCACAGGACACGUCCUCUGGCCUUUCGACGGGCGCGAAAGUUGGAAUUGGUGUCGCGGUCCCUUUAGUGGUGAUUCUGAUCGUUGCCUUGCUAUGGUUCCUGCACCGGCGAAGGAUGAGGAACAAACCUCUUGCGCGUGGGUCGGAAGUUGCAGAGUGCCAGCCUUCUGUGGGUCCAGCGCCAGGGUGUCAUAGUAGAGCGGGCGGCAUGCCAUCGGAAAUUGAUGGAAAUCCCAUAUAUGAAUCGGGAGGUCGUGCCAUUGAGAAUCCACUAGGACCGGUCUAUGAGUUAAGCGGACAGCCUAUUGGUUUACCGGACGGAUUGGCAGUUUUACCGUCGUCGUCUGAAAGGACAGGCAGGAAGCUCGGUACAAGAUAUUAG